Messenger RNA from Eremomyces bilateralis CBS 781.70, 3436 nucleotides. Its product is annotated as PLP-dependent transferase. NCBI's taxonomy places the organism in Eukaryota, Fungi, Ascomycota, Dothideomycetes, Eremomycetales, Eremomycetaceae. The transcript is spliced from 2 exons. Gene Ontology annotation, biological process: Mo-molybdopterin cofactor biosynthetic process. Gene Ontology annotation, molecular function: pyridoxal phosphate binding; molybdenum cofactor sulfurtransferase activity; molybdenum ion binding. The record is from RefSeq and is a predicted model, not a curated record. Bases 362 to 3058 code for a protein of 898 amino acids.
GUAAUUUCCAAUAUUCCUCUCCAAUUACAGUGGUACGCCUAAUAGGCGCAUUUUCAGCUGAAAAUAUGCUGCCCAGGAUGGCCUUGGGUGAGUAAUAGACGUUAUCUUAGCAGCUUCAGUUAGGUCCCCUCUGGCAGUUUGCCCCGUCGGCGUCCUCCGACUGUCUCGACCAGACGGCUGCACAUCCUGAAGCCAGGACGGAAUCCAGCCUAUAGGUCGCAAGAAUGAGUUGAUUCAAUGAAUUUCAUAACUGCUCAAUUUCCUCGUCUCCAAAGUAAUAAUUGAAGUGUCGUUUAUUCUUCUCUAAUAUUCAACUCUUUUGGACACUUAUAAGGUGGCGUCGUUGAGGCCGGUGUUCACCAUGGAAGAGCUUGGAGACGUAGAAUACAACUCCCACAUUGAAUCCCUCCGGCAGCGAGAGUAUCCGUCGUUAACAGAUUCUCUUUACCUCGAUAAUGCUGGCACUCCCCCAGUUCCCCGUUCAUUGCUGGAGCGGUUCUCCGCCAACAUGAUCUCAAACAUGCAUGGUAAUCCGCAUUCUUCGAGCACUGCAUCCCAGACAACCACUCAAAUGAUCGAAAACGUCCGAUUGGACGUCCUUCACAUGGUCAAAGCGGAUCCAAAUGAAUUUGAUGUUGUCUUCGUCGCUAAUGCGACGGCGGGGGUGAAACUUGUGAUCGAUGCCUUUCGCGACUGUCAGAGCGGCUUCUGGUAUGGAUACCAUCGGGACUCACACACCAGUAUUGUGGGCGGUCGAGAGGUCGCAAUGCAACACCAAUGUUUCGAAUCGAAAGAAGCAGUGGACGACUGGAUCCGGAAUGGAUGUCGUAGCAAAGAACAACAGUUCAUGCAUCGCCUUUUCACCUUUCCCGCGCAAUCAAACAUGAACGGUUACCGACUACCACUCCGGUGGAGUCGUGAAAUCCGUUCCAAGAGCCCACCUGGUCAACCAGUCUACACCCUUCUUGACGCCGCCGCGCUCGUCGCUACUUGUCCACUGGAUUUAAGUGAUGCCGAUGCUGCGCCCGACUUUACGGUUCUGAGCUUCUACAAAAUCUUCGGGUUUCCAGACCUAGGCGCCUUGAUUGUCCGAAAGUCGUCUAGCGCUAUCAUGACACGGCGCAAGUACUUUGGAGGCGGCACCGUUGACCUCGUCCUGUGCUUACAGGAGCAAUGGCAUUUAAAGAAGAAUGACUCGCCGCACUCGCACUUGGAAGACGGUACCCUCCCAAUUCAUAGCAUCCUGGCCCUUCAGUCUGCGGUAUCCGUUCAUCGCGACUUAUUUGGGUCCUUUGAACGCAUCUCAAGGCACGUUUCUUUCCUGACCCAGAGACUUUAUUCGGAGCUGAAGUCUCUGCGUCAUCCCUCUGGCACGCCGGUCUGCCAAAUUUACACCGAUCCCGACUCGGGCUAUACCGAUAUGAAAAUGCAAGGAUCAACAAUAGCCCUGAACUUCGAAACUCCAAGCGGUACAUGUGUCCAGCAUGCAGAAGUUGAAAAGCUCGCUGCCGUACGAAAUAUAAGCUUACGAACUGGAGGCGUUUGCAACCCCGGCGGUGUAUCGGCUGCACUUUCUUUAGCGCCAUGGGAACUCCGACGCAAUUUCUCCGCCGGUGCUAGAUGCGGAGUUGAAGAUGGAGAAGGCUGGGUCGGAGAAGGGAAACCAACGGGAAUUGUACGAGUCAGCUUGGGUGCUGCAAGCACGAUGAAUGAUGUUGAAAAUUUUCUUGUGUGGGUGAAAGAGUUCUUCAUCGUGCACAACCAGACCGCCUAUAUCGAGACUCCGUUGAAGGAUGGACGGCAAGUCGGGACGACUCCCUCUUCACCUAUGCCCGAUAUCAAAAGUCGACUUGGAUAUGAGCAAUUGAUGUCUGGGGGAACCACCUACACUGUCGAGUCUAUUACGGUAUACCCGAUCAAGUCGUGUGCUGGGUUCAGUGUACCACAAGGGCAAUCAUGGAAAGUACGACGUGAAGGCCUAGCCUGGGAUCGCGAAUGGUGCAUCGUACAUCAAGGCACUGGAACAGCCCUGAGCAUGAAGCGAUAUCCGCAUAUGGCUCAUAUUAAGCCAACCGUUGACCUAGAGAAAGGAAUCCUGCGAAUCGAAUGCUCUCGAACGGCCAAACAGAUGUCUUUUCAACGCCCAUCAGUGGAAGUACCCCUUUCCGAGGACCCUCGGCCAUUUGAAAGCUCAUCGAGGUUACUGGAGACAGGGUUACCCGAGUUCAAGGGUCAGUCGACGAGAGUAUGCGGUGAUAUUAUCAUGGCAAAGACGUACCAAUCCCUCGAAAUAUCAGAGUUUUUGUCGGAAGCUGUGGGAGUCCCAUGUCGCCUUGCACGUUAUUCAUCCAACUCGGCAUUGCAAGGCGUCGGAAGACAGUGGCGUGGUGUUUCCGGGAAGCACAAUUUGCAACUAGAGGACACCAUUACUAAGCAAAAGCCUACUCAUGUUUCUGUUCCGGGAUCUUAUCCCUCAACAAAGGUCGCAGACGAUGAAAAAGAUAGCGGUAUCGGAAUUGACUCCGACCACGAGGCUGCUCACAUCCAUGAGCGAGAAAAUCCCAUCUUAUUGGCAAAUGAGUCUCCAAUCCUCAUUAUUAACCGGGCCAGCGUGAGGCUUUUGAACCAGCAGAUAAAGAGCGCAGGGAAUGUUCAUGCAGGAUUUGACCUGUUUCCUGACAGGUUCAGGGCGAAUAUUGUGAUUAAGCCGCUGGCGCCAUCCGCGCAAGGCCCGCUUGACCACUCCAACGCAUAUGAGGAGGAUAGUUGGUGUGAUGGCUGCCAUAUCCUCUCCUUCAUUCCCUGUCCUUCGGAGAAUGGGAUUGAUUCCCCUCCCACCAUCCUUCAAGUGCUUGGAGCUUGCCGCCGAUGCCAAAUCGUCUGCGUCAAUCCAAAGGAAGGAGAGAAAGAUUUGCGUGGUGAGCCGUUCGUGACACUCGCCAAGACAAGGCGAGAGCCUGGGAGAGGGGGCGUGAACUUCGGAAUUCACUGCGGACUGCAGGACUCUGUGGGUAGGAUCUGCGUGGGACAGAAUAUUUCGGUCACAAACGGACCAUGAUCCCUAUUGUCAGGGAAGGAGUUCGCCCUGUAGGAUUCGUUAAUAUCGAUGAUAUAUGCAUACGCCGAAUGGCUCGAAACUUGCUCACUAGCUGUGGUGGUGUUUUGCCUUCUAGCGAAUGGGCUGAGCGUACAGGAAUUGCAUAUGGACCCUCCCAGGCGGCUGCACGGAGUAGCUAUAUCUACUAAGUACUCCUUUCGCCAGAGCCUUUUGCGUCAGUUUCUUAUCGGUUGUCUUGUUUGAUAACGAUUACAGACUUGGAAGCCGACGGUUACCAAGACUUCCUUGACGGACGGAUAGCCUAUAACUAAGAUGCAGACAUGUAGGGAAAGUAAUGGCAGAGAGUGCCAUUUUAAACUAGUAUGAAUGAAGUGCUCU